Durusdinium trenchii is the source of this 1419-nucleotide messenger RNA. The record is from the annotation of a GenBank genome assembly. Lineage: Eukaryota; Dinophyceae; Suessiales; Symbiodiniaceae.
AUGCUGAGGUGUUGCAACACGUGUCAAGAGUUGAAGGAAGCCUAUCAAGAGAUGGGCAUGCCCUACUUUCACAUCCUUGACACGGCGAUGCAAUGUCGCAACAGCGUGGGCUGCCGCGUGCACGGGGAUGUGCUCGUGUCGAAGGUGGGUGGGAACGUCCACGUGGCCCUUGGCAAGUCCACGGCGUUUGACCGACCUGCUUCCCUAGCCGCAGCCAAGCUGCCAAGCUGCGGAAUCCAAGCAGCCGCUUUGGUCAUGGAGAUGAUGCACGUGCUGUCGGAGUCGGGCUUGGAUCAUAUCAAGAAGCACCAGUACAAAGCUGGGAAGUACACGCCUUUGGACAACCUUUUGAACCCCUACUGGAUCCAGCUCGCCGAGGCAUUGCCACGAUGGCUGGCGCCCAACACUGUGACCCUCGUGGGCUUCUGCCCCUUGGUGAUCAGCUAUGCCUUGUCCUAUUGGGUGUCCCCCAGCUUCGAGACGCCCCCGCCGCGCUGGCUGAUGUUCGUCAUGACGGGUGCACUCUUCUUCUACCAGACCAUGGAUGCCAUGGACGGGAAGCAGGCGCGACGCACGGGGAGCAGCUCGCCGCUCGGGCAGCUCUUCGACCAUGGCUGUGACUGCCUCGCCUGUGUGGCACAGACGGGCGCGGCUGCGGCGGUGUUGAGCUUUGGGCCAAACUUCUUGGGGCUUUUCAGCUUGAACAUCCUCUCGUCGGGCUUCUUCAUGGCACAAUGGGAGGAGUAUCACACUGGCACCCUGCCAACUGCCUACGGACCUGUUGGGGUCACCGAGACGCAGUUCUUCUUGAUGGGCUUGACCUUGGUCUCAGGGCUUCUGGGGCCUCAGGUGGUGGAGUCGUUCACGAACAUGGAGCUGAAUCUACCUCUGCUGGGCACGGUGGUCUUCAAGACGCUCUUCCUGAAGGGGUGGAUGCUUUUUGUGGGCUUUUUCAUGACGAUGUGCAUGCUGAAGAACGUCGCACAGGCCCUGCGGGAGCGAGGGCUCCCUGGCGCCGCCGUGCUCCAGGAUUUGGUGCCGGUGCUGCUGCAGAACGUGCUCCUGGCGUGUUGGAGUCCGCAGGUCGUGGCGGCCGCUGCGAGGGAGAUCAGCCUCUGGACGCUCUUGCUGCUGUUCUACUACACCGCGCAGAUGAUCCUUUUCUCGAUGGCCAGGAUGCCCUUUCCCAUGCUGCAGAAAUGGCUGGCGCCCUACGCCCUCCUGGUGCUUCUCUCCUGGGCCGUUCCGCCCUUGCUGCUGCGGCGUCUCCUCGUCGGCUUGCUCACGGUCUUUGGAGUGUGGCUGCUUUGGUGGCUGGCAUCGGUUCAGAAGCAGCUGACGCGAAAGCUUGAAAUCUACACCUUCAACAUCACCAAGAAAUAUGUCAACGGUGCUCACGCAAACAAGUCGAUCGACUAA